This is a messenger RNA of Stegostoma tigrinum, 1870 nucleotides long. RefSeq names its product lysosome membrane protein 2-like. Bases 181 to 1608 code for a protein of 475 amino acids. Gene Ontology annotation, biological process: receptor-mediated endocytosis; protein targeting to lysosome. Gene Ontology annotation, cellular component: lysosome; membrane; cytoplasm. The transcript is spliced from 13 exons. Gene Ontology annotation, molecular function: scavenger receptor activity. The record is from RefSeq and is a predicted model, not a curated record. Lineage: Eukaryota; Metazoa; Chordata; Chondrichthyes; Orectolobiformes; Stegostomatidae.
GCACUUUGCUUAGGCCAGCAGCUUAUCCAACGCCAGCCCCAACACCCACCACCUCCCGAAGCUGCCACACUUCCAACAAACCCAGUGGCUAAAGCUAAGCUUUUUGACAAAGAUUGCAGCGUGUUGUAACUGUUUGACUGCAGUGGCAUUUGCUUUAAAACACCUUUCCCUGGGACAGUCAUGACUCGGGUCAGAAACAAGGCUGCACUGACUGGCGUGUUUGCAUUGUGUUGCUUCGUCAUAUUCCUGGUCUUGUUUUCGCAAGAUGUGUUUCGGAAAAUCGUAGAAAACCGCAUCAAAGAGCACACAGAGCUCAAGGUGAACAGCGAGGUGUACAAAAAUUGGAAAGAUCCUCCAGUCCCUGCUUAUCUACAGUUCUACUUCUUCAAUGUGGAAAACAAACAGGAAAUCUUACAGGGAGGGAGAGCCACCGUGAGACAACAAGGGCCGUACACAUACAAGGAGUUCCGACAUCGAGCUAAUGUGUCAUUGUUCAACAAUUCCACAAUAUCAGCCUCAACUCAGAGAAGCUUUAUCUUCGAGCCAACAAUGUCGGUGGGUGAUCCGAGGAAGGACGUGGUCACAACAAUUAACAUCCCGUUUGCUACUCUGUUGCAAAUGUUGAAGCGCAGUGGGAUCACCCAGAAACUCCUUGCGGCUGCGUUAUUUACUUUGAAGAGGAAUGCGCUCUUCCAGAGCCGGACUGUGGAGGAGUGGCUUUGGGGUUAUGAGCAUCCUCUGCUGAAGUUCGGUCAUAGAGUGUUACCAAGCGUUUUCCCAGGCAGCCAGUUUGGACUUUUCUAUGGAAUUAAUGGGACCGACGAUGGAGAAUAUUUAUUCAAUACUGGCAAAGAUGACUAUAUGAAAUUCACUGAAGUAAUGAUGUGGAAUGGACAGGAGUCUCUGAAUUGGUGGGCAUCAAAUUCUUGUAACAUGAUAAACGGAACAGAUGGAGCCAGCUUCCACCCUUUGAUCAAAAAGGACGAGAAGCUUUACAUUUUUGCAUCUGAUGUUUGCAGGUCUUUCUAUCUGAUGUUUGAAAAGGAGGUGGAAGUAGAGGGCAUCAGCGCCUAUCGAUUUGUUCUGCCAAAAGAGGCUUUCGAUAGUGACCAUCCCAGUAACAAGGAGUGUUGUCCAGGAGGGAACUGUCCCUUGUCAGGGGUUCUGAAUAUCAGCACCUGCAAACAAGGAGCACCUAUUUUCAUAUCGUCACCUCAUUUUUACAACGGAGAUCAGCAAUUAGUGAGUGACAUAGGCGGAAUGGAACCUAAUACAGAAGUACAUCAAACAUACCUCGAUAUUGAACCUAUGACUGGUAUCCCUGUCAGAGCAGCAAAGAGAAUGCAGAUCAAUAUUCAUGUGGAGUCCGUGAAGAGCGUUGUCCAAACUAGUCAAAUGCGGACAAUGAUUUUACCAGUCAUCUUUAUGAAUGAGCAUGCUUUAAUUGAUGGCAAAUCAGCAGCAAAACUGAAAGCAGCACUUUAUAAAAUAAAUUUGGUGACUUACAUUCCUCAUAUCUUCUUGUACAUUGGAAUCGUACUUUGCCUGGCUGCUCUUAUCCUCGCCCUUGUUGCGUGGAGACAUAAUGACAAUAAGUUUGCCUGUUAAAAGCAAAGAGCACUUGACUUGAGAUUUCAAAAUCACAUUCUAAGAUUUUACACAAGUAAUUUUAAAUCUUCCGAAUGUUGAGGCACAUUGAAGUGACGGAGGAGAACCCAGGCACAUUCAACCAGAUACUAAAUUCAAGAAUUUAGUGAUGUUUCCAACAUAUGGGACAUAUUACAAUGUAACAGAUAAAAGUGGAAUUUUUGACUGAUCAACUGCGCAAUGAUAGCACCCAUUCAUCAAUAAAUUUUAACUAUGGCCCUUU